Molecule: messenger RNA, 5472 nt
Organism: Oenanthe melanoleuca
Lineage: Eukaryota; Metazoa; Chordata; Aves; Passeriformes; Muscicapidae
Gene: CYGB
Product: cytoglobin
Exons: 3
Coding region: 493-1032 (179 amino acids)
Biological process (GO): oxygen transport
Molecular function (GO): oxygen binding; heme binding; iron ion binding
Source: RefSeq, a predicted model, not a curated record
GAACAUCUCUCUCAUCCCUCCCUUUCAGGGAGAGAAAAAAAAAAAAAAAAAAAAAAAAAAAGGAAAAAAAAAAAAAAAAGGAAAGGAGGGAGGAGUGGGAGAGAGGAGGAGAGAGGGAGAAAGUGAGCUCACGUUCACACAUUGGUGAAGAGGCUGGUCUUGCAAUGCCUUUGAAUAUUUUACUUUUAGGCAGUUCCUCAUCAGUCAGCCACACACAUCCGAGGCGAGCUGAAGCUAACUACAGCCAUGGACAGCACUAGGAGAUCUCAAAUCUAAUCGCAUGCAUCAUUCCUCCGGGAUAUUUUUUAAAUUCCAUAUCUAAACAGGCUGACAGGCAGCUGCACUCACACUCACUCGCACACACACACACACAUCCACACGUCGCAGAGCCGCCGAGCAAACACCUUGUCUCCUCUCGCAGGAUAUACCCGCUCACACACAUCUCUCUUUAUCUCCUCCUGGCUUCCCGGAGGAUCCUGCCGGCUGUUUUUCAUGGAGAAAGUCCAGGGAGAAAUGGAGAUUGAGAGAUGGGAAAGAAGUGAAGAGAUUUCAGACGCAGAAAAAAAGGUUAUUCAAGAGAUAUGGAGCAGAGUAUAUGCAAACUGCGAGGACGUUGGGGUCUCCAUACUCAUCAGGUUUUUUGUGAACUUCCCCUCGGCCAAGCAGUACUUCAGCCAGUUUAAGCACAUGGAGGACCCGCUGGAGAUGGAGAGGAGCCUGCAGCUACGCAAGCACGCCCGGAGGGUCAUGGGGGCCAUCAACACUGUGGUGGAGAACCUCAACGACUCUGAAAAGGUCUCCUCUGUCCUGGCCCUGGUGGGCAAGGCCCACGCCCUCAAGCACAAAGUGGAGCCCAUCUACUUUAAGAAACUCACUGGUGUCAUGCUGGAGGUCAUUGCUGAGGAAUACCCCAACGACUUCACCCCGGAGGCACACGGAGCCUGGACCAAGAUGAAGACCCUCAUCUACACCCAUGUGACAGCAGCCUACAAGGAGGUGGGCUGGGCUCAGUACCCCACUGCCACCCUGUGAGCGCCCAGGGGGCCACCAGAGGGGCAGGGAGGGCUUCGCUCACCCCAGGACUUCACUCUGGUCUCUUCUCAAGAUCUUUGCUAGGUUUGGGAGCCCGGUAGGGCCAGUUCUGUCAGCUGCCAAGUCACAAUUUGAUCUCCAUGGGGUUUAAAAACAAACUAAAUAAGCAAAAGAAACCACAGAAGCACGAAGGGUGUGGGUGGGUUGGGGUGAAGCAGUUGCAGGGGACGCUGGAAGGGGAUGCAGAGGGCGAGGGGAGAGCUUUGGUUGUUGGCUCCAUCUUCCUGUCCUGGCCUGUCCACCACCACCUCCCAAAUCCUGCACCUCACUUGCACCAUCUCAAAGUCCCUUGUACAAGUGCUGCUGCCCUGUUCACUGAUGAACACACCCCUCAUUUUCCUUGCAAAGCCCCUGGGUAGACCUGGCUUUUGGGGGCACACGUGGAGCCUCUGACUGGCUGAGAACGCUUUGCUUUGCACUUUCUGUAUCACCUGGCAGGGCUGGCAGCCAGAGCCACUCUGGGUGCCCACCACCCUGGGCUCCAGGUGGGCAGCAGCCCUCACCUCUCCUGUCACCCACAGUCCCUGUCCUUGGCUGGCUGCUGCAAACCCUCCUGGGGUGGGAGAGAAGCACUGCCACAGCAGAGUGGGGAGGAGGAGGAGGCCUUUGGGCUGCCUCCCCUCAUGGCUCAGAGCAUGGUGUGUAGGUGGGAUCCCUGUGCCAUAUGUGGGGAGCUGGUGAGUCCACCCACUGCCCUUCAGCUCCCUGAGGAUGGGCUUGGGUGGCACAGGAUGUGUGUAGGUCUGUCUGCCAGCUGUGCCCUCUCCGUGAGAACGGGGAUCAGGCUGUGACCAGGAGGAGGAAAGAUGGCACAGACGUAUCAGGAGGGAUUUCUGGGUGUGAGGAAAGGUCCCUUCUCUGUUAAAAUUAAUAAAUACCUUGUAUAGAACAUAUUCCUGCCCUCGUGGUAAAACUGGGUUCCUCCAAAUAAAGUGCCUGGAAGAAAUCAGCCCACGCAGGAGCUGUGUCCCUCCUGGGGACAGCAGUGCUCCUGCCUGUGCCUGACAAAGGCUUCUCCCACUCCCCCCAAAACGUGGCUGCAGGGCUUGGAGCACUCAUCCCCCCUCCAGCACCAACUCCUCCUCAACCUCUGGGUGAGUCUGCCUGGUUUGUGCCUCAGUUUCCCCUGCAAUUAUGAGAAAGGGAGGAGGAGCAGCCCUGCUGCCUUCCUGCCCACAUGUGGCUGGAUUUAUAAGAUUUCUGGGAACUGAAUGGCAAAGGAUUGAGGAUGAAAUGUCAGAUGUGCUGGGAAGCUUUGGAAUCCUUGCCACCCAAUAUUUCCCUAAAGGCCUAUGCUAUUUUUAGAGCUCUAGCAUUAAGGGCAAUGUUAUCUGUUGAAGUGGGAGGAGGGUUCCCUCCUGAGGUUUCCUCUGGCCUGGCUCCACCGCUGUCCUGGAGAGCUGGCAGCUUCCUGAGAGAGACCAGCUCCUCUCCUGGAUGCCAGCUGGACAGGCAACAAGCCCACAGUUCCAGCUGGGAUCUCUACAGCCACCUUGGGGACAUCCCUCCUCUGUGGGGACACUGCAGGAGGGGGCAUGGUCACUCCCCAGGCUGACCUCCCUCCUCCAGAGCAAACAGACAGACAGGAACUCCAGGAACUCCUGCUUUGCUCACCUGUGCUUUUAAUCAUCCCCAGGAACAGGUUUAUUAUGUCUCAAAAUAGCCCCAGGACUCCACUAAUGUCACUACAGCCACUCUGGCCUUGCAGUUAUGUCUUUCCUACAUCCCACAUUACCACUGAUGGAGAGGAGCAGUGGGGCCUGGAGCAAUGGCACCUCCUGGGCAUCCACAGAGAGCUGAGUGGCAAUAACAGCUGGGGCACAGCUGUCCUGGGCAUGGCAGUGUGCAGGAUCCAGGGCUUGUCAAAGGAAGGGACAGGCACAGGGUGACAUUGAUGCUGCUUUGCUCAUGGGGUGGGCUGUCAGAGUCAGCACCCCCAAAAUUCAGCCCACCAGCCUGCACUGGUGAAGGUGCCAGGAGCUGCUGCCUCCAGCUCACUCUGGGGUGUCACAGCAGCUGCUCAUCCCUCGAGGGUCAGUGGAGGCAUCUCUCAAACAGCUGCUGCUGCCUGGGGCAGGGAUGGGUGGGAAAAGCCUGUUCAGCCAUUGACUUCCCUCCAGUGCAGGACUGGAGAGGGAUCUCUUGGAUCAAGACUGUUAGAUGAUAUUUGUGUGUGUGCACAUCACGGGACUCUCACGAGCACAGCUCUGCUGAUUCCUGCCAGGACCUUGAGGCCAGCAGCACAUACUUCUGGGGAGUUCAUGUACUCCCUGUGCUCUGUGGAUGCUGGGCCAGGGAUGUUUCCCUACAGGGAUGUUUCAUCUCUAGACAACAUUUGCACAUUAACCUUUGAGGUUAAUAAUCUCCAGGUGGGAAUUUUAUUUUUGCAGAGCAAACCUUUCCCCUCCCUCCCCACAACCAAAACUGGGCUCCCAGUCCACAGAGAAGCCACUUUGGAGUGUCUGGGAAUUCUCCAUGUUCAUACCCAACCUACCCAUGUGCCUUGGCUUUUGGGGAGCAGCAGCAGGGAGGUUCCCCCCUCUCAUUAAACAGAGCUUUGGUUUCUCCUUUCUUCCUUUACAUCCCUAGAAAAGCUGACCCGCUGCCUCGUGCGCCUACGUGUGCGUGUGCCGGGCCUGGGGCUUUUUCCAGGCACUUUUUCCUAAAGCAGAUCCAGAUGUGUGCAGCUGCUGUCCCUCGAGGAGCACCCCCAUCAGCCAAACUGCAGGCCACUCCAAUAGAUGCAAACAAAAACAAGUUUAUUUUUAUCAGCUUUGUAGGAAGUGACAUGAAGCAGGAGGGCGGCCGGGGCAGAGCUCGGGAGGGGAGGAGACGGAGAUGAAACGAACGCCCCCUCUUGCCGCCUGCAGCACAGGAGGCACUGCCUCAGCCCAGGAACAUUCUCAUCUGGGGAGAGAUGAAGAUAACACAGUAAGGAAAAAGUACCAUUCCAGAGUGACAGGGCUGAUAAAUGCCAUGUGGAAGAGCAGAAAGGGGGGCCUGUCCUGGCUCUGUGCGUGGCUCUGCACACACACAUCCAUGCACGGCCAUUCCCUGUCACUGCCAGCCCACUGCUCCCCCUCCACAGCUGACUGGGGCCCCUUUAUCCCUGUUUUGUGCAGGCCUUGCUCUCUGGGCCUUGAUCUUUCGCUUCCUGGCACACUUAGGCUGAGCUAAGGGCACUUUGGGCUGAGCUUUACUCUCCUUGGUGGUGGCAGGUAGGGACCAACUUGCAAAGUCUUUUCCCCAAAACCUCACAGGUGAGAAGCUGAGGCUCAGAGCAUCAUUGCCAGUACACACUGGGGGCUGGCUGGUCUCUCUCCUGCCCUGUGGAGGAUCCCUGUGCCCCUUGGCAUUAUCAUCAGGGCUGGGCUUGGAGCUGUGAUCCAGGUGGGAAAGCCUUUGUGCUCCCUGCCAGAGGUAGAGAAAUGCUGAGUGAUGGAGGGAUUCAGUCCCUGGGGCAGGGUGCCCCUCGAGCACCUCAUCCUGGCUCUUUGGCAGCACCUGCUCCUUUCAACAAACCCUUGUCACCUCCCCUGAAGGUCAGAGGGAGCUGAGCACUGGAGGGAAGGGGAGGCACUGGGCUGGGAGGGGGCACAGACCCCAACCAUGUCUCCCCCUCCCAUGGCCAACAUCCAUGGCAGGUUUAGCUCUGCAGGCACUCAGCUAGAGACACCCCCCAACACCACCAGAACCCUUACGGCCCUGUGCCACCAACCUCAUCUUCUCUUGGGGGGUGACAAAUCCCCAAGGCAGCCGAGACUGAGCUCUCCCAGGGGAGUCCUCUCCAUCUCUGCCACUUUGUCCCAGCAAAGAGUGUCCCCACUCUCUGAGGAGAUGCUCAGAGACUUCAGAGGGGACCAGAUUUCACCUGGCUGCACUCUGGUGCCAGGACUCAGCCUUGCCUGCCCCUUGCUGUCCUGGUGCAGGGAUGUUGGAGUGAGGGCUGCUCAGGGCCAGCACCAUCAAUGCCAGACAGAGGGAAAAAAGGGAAACAAACCCAUGUGCUGAGCUUGGACCAGCUUAGGGAAAGGGAGGGACAAAACCACCUGCCUGGCUCUGACCUCUUUGCCAGGCUGCAGCACUAAUUACUUUCCAUAGCUGAAGUUGUGUCUAACUGUUAGUAUGUCUGAAGCAGCCCCAGAGCCGUGGGCGUGCACGCUCUGAUGUGACUCCGUGUCUUUCCUGUUCCUGCUGCAGAUCCUGUUCACGUCUCGUGUUCCUCGGCGCUUCCGUGCUGGUUUUAUACCUGCCUUCCGUGUUUAUGGGUGUAACUUGUUUUUCUUUUUGUAGGUUUUUAGUAUGUUUGUAACCGGACAAAAUGGUGUUAUUAAACUGAAACUUGUAUCUUCAGUGGAUAAAUCAAUCAAACCCCCUCCA